This is a messenger RNA of Knipowitschia caucasica, 441 nucleotides long. The record is from the annotation of a GenBank genome assembly. NCBI's taxonomy places the organism in Eukaryota, Metazoa, Chordata, Actinopteri, Gobiiformes, Gobiidae.
AUGGGGUUGAGAGAUUUUUUUGGUUGGAGGGGGGGGGGGGUGGUUGGAAGGGGAAUGGGGGGGUUGGGAGGGGGGGUGGUUGGGGGGGUAUUUUGUGGGGGUGGGGAUGGGGGGUGUAUGGAUGGAUAUGGGGGGGGUUGGGUUAGGGGGGGGAUGUUAGGGUGUGGUUUGAGGGGAGAGGGGUGGGUGUGUGUGGGGGUGUUGGUGGUGGGGGGGGUGGUGUUUAUGGUAGUUUGGUAUGGUUGGGGUAUAUGUGGGUGGGAUGAGGGGGGGGGGUGGGUGUGUGGGUGUGGGUGUGUGGUUGGGGUGGGGGGGGUGUGUGGUGAUGAAAUAGGAUGGGGAUUAGGGGGUUUUUGGGUUUUGGUUUGGAGUUGUUUUGGAGGAAAUUUAGAGUUGGUUGGUUGGGGGGGGGGGUAUGUUUUAAAGAGGGGGAAAGGGUAA